GUUGAGACGCCUCUGGCCGGGGCGAUCUCCCGCUGCUCUCCCACCUAGAACAUCUGAAUGAUGUCCGGGGAAACAUCAGGAGCUACACUGCAUUUAGACAACGUAGAAAGCACUGUGGACACAUGGAGAACAGACAUCGGAGGGAAUUCAGCACGGCCUAUAAUACCACUCUCUACCAGACAGAGACUGCAAAGUAUAUACAGCGUCCGUAGUACGGCUCAUAAGAUUUCGCUAUAUUAUGCAGUAACUGCAAAGAGUUCUUCUCCUGCACAGACUCUUUAUCAGCCAUCAGUUGUGCAUUCUACUAGUUCCUGUUCUACAGAAGGAUUUACGACUUAUUAUAUGCAGUUUCCUGUAUCAAUUCCUAAGUUUCUUCUAUGGAGUUACAUACAAGCAUCCCUAUGUCACAGUAUGUCUUUGACACCCUUGAGACCAAUGGCCACCAUCUUCCAGUGAUGACUGGUUCUUACCUUCCAAUGACUUUUUAUUUUAAGUUCCUCAAAGGAAAACCUUUGGCCUUAGGAAUUUGUAUCAUUGUUGUGUCCCUCAUCCAGAUAGUUCUAGGUAUUCAGUCAUUUUUUAAUAUACAGAUCAGUCCUUUCUCUAUCUUCACUGGAAUCAUGUGUUGGGCUCCUGUGUUUUACAUCAUAACAGGGUCCUUGAUGAUUGCUGGAAAUAAUAAACCAUCCAUAUGUCUGGUCAACAGCUCCAUGGUUCUCAACAUUAUAAACUCAUUUAUCAGUCUCAUUGGAAUAAUACUGGCUGUCUUAGAUAUUUACAUAGUUACUGCAUCAUGUCAUCACUUUCGGACAGAAUUAAGAUGCAUAGGAUUUGGAGGAAUGGCAACCUAUUCCAUCCUUCUGGUCAGUGAUGUUAUGCUGCUUUUCAUUUUCAUAUAUUCUGCAGUCGUUGAAGGGUCCUCUAUGAAACAUGUGCCAAGUAUUCCUCAGGCAUGGCAGGCAUCGAAAGUAUGAAAUCCCCUAUUUACAAGAACUUAAAUGGUCUAGAUGCUCCAAGGAUUGUAUGGCUCACAGAAAACCUACCUGCACAAGCAUGUAUUAUAUGUCAUGUACUCUAUAACCUUAUCUGCUGUGAUUUAUUAUUGAGCAUAUUUCAUAAAGUUGUAUAAUAUUUUCUUUAUUGAGCAUUGUUCACAUUAACCAAUCAGUACAACCCCUUUCUGAGAUUUUGAGUCUUUCAGCAGCUUGGCAUACAAUAACGUUGCAGGGAUGUGUAAAGGCCCUUGUAGACGGCCUUGUGGUGCCCCAAUAAUGAGUUUACAGAGCCUUCACUCAAUCUCAAUCGUGUCAGCCGGGUCACAGGAAUGAUUGCUGAAUCACUAGGAAUGCUCAUUUGAAAGAUAAUCGGUCCAUAUAAAAGGGCCUUUAGGAGAAUUAUGUGCCUUUAGGAGGCCCAUGUUAUUGCCAUUUUCUGUAGUUUCUGUGCAUUUUGACAAUAUGGUGGCAGGGAAACUCUCUUCAAAAGUAGUUAGAAGGGGCCAGCAUGGGGGGUAUGAUGUGUAACUGUGAUUGCACUGAGACUAUGGGACUGUUCCAUGUUGGAGUCACUAUGCUAACAUAAAACAGGUGGGUCAUAAAGCUAGUAGAGAGGGUAAGUUGUAAUAUGCUGAGAGACACAACAGUGGUCUUGGUCUGGUGCAGAUGUGUAAGAGACAGAAUACUUCUGGCACAACAGUGACAUGGGAAAGCCAUGUGUGCACUGGGCUGUGACAAGUGAACUGUGUGAAGCUGUGACUACAGAAAAAAGUCCUGACCUGUAAGAUUGCUGUUUGAGCCAUUAAAAUAAGUGUGAUGUGUGGUUCCUGUUCGUGACAGGAAUGGCUGGGGUUGUUGAAGACAUCUAGUUGUAGUUCAAAAAGGGCACCUGGAGAGAUUGCUGAGCCCAAAGGACUCCUGGAGGAGUGUGGCCUUUGAGUAAGUUGCACUAGAGCAGAGAGUGUACAUGGUUAGCCCUGAAGCAGGGUCAUUUGUUAGAGCAAAGACACCAUCAUGACCACCAGGGCACAGGGACUGAGUCUAUAUAAAGACUAUAUAGAUACUAUAUAGACUUUGCCGCACAGAACUGCAAGCUUCAACUGUUAUUCAAAUAUGUGCCUAUAAACUUGUAUAUAUGUUUCUUUUAACUCCCAAGCUUAAAGUGUCUUAUCUGAAUAAAA
Molecule: messenger RNA, 2176 nt
Organism: Hyla sarda
Lineage: Eukaryota; Metazoa; Chordata; Amphibia; Anura; Hylidae
Product: membrane-spanning 4-domains subfamily A member 18-like
Exons: 9
Coding region: 378-974 (198 amino acids)
Cellular component (GO): membrane
Source: RefSeq, a predicted model, not a curated record